UAAAGGCUGCUGGAGUUGGCCGAGGCGCUUCAGUGCCAGGGAGCAGGUCCGGCUGGCGAGAGCGGCGCAGAAGGGACGGUAGUCUCCCAUCCCCCCAUCCCCCAUCCCCCAUCCCCCCUCUGGCCCGCCCCACCGCUUUCGCCCCGCCCCGGUCUCCUCCGCCGGAGGGGAGGGCCUUUGCGAGGGGUGCCGGUUGCUUUCCUGGGCCCGGGCCUCUCGGGGAAGUUGGCGGCACCGCCUCCUGGGACGCCUCCCUCGCUUAGCCGCUAGGGGGUGGCCAAGCGGAGACGCCCGGAGCUGGCGAGAAGCGCGGCGGUGGUGGUGGCGGCGGGAGCAGCAGCAUGACCCUGGGCUGCAGCAGCGGGAGCAGCAGACCCUGCGCCUUGCUGGCGGCGCCCUCGUCCUCGCCCGACGAGGAGGACGACGAGGAGGAAGACGAGGCGCUCUCCGACCUGGAGGACGGCGACAUCGACGUGGUGGGGCCGGCUCACGACCAUGGUCCGGCCAAGUUCAGCGAGGAGGACGACCAGGACGAGGAGGACGACGACGACGAGGCGGCGGAGGCGGACUUGCGCCUGGUGCCCAAGGCCCCGGAGCCCGCUCUGGGGGGCGACCGCCCGCCCGCCGUCCCCGCCUCGGCGCCUCCAGCCGCUCCCGCCACGCCGGUGGCCUCGUCAUCGGGCGGCGCGGCCUCGGGCAGCGGGGGCGGCAGCAAGAACCCUCUGGUGAAGCCGCCCUACUCGUACAUCGCGCUGAUCACCAUGGCCAUCCUGCAGAGCCCCAAGAAACGCCUGACGCUGAGCGAGAUCUGCGAGUUCAUCAGCGGCCGCUUCCCCUACUACCGGGAGAAGUUCCCCGCCUGGCAGAACUCCAUCCGCCACAACCUCUCGCUCAACGACUGCUUCGUCAAGAUCCCCCGCGAGCCGGGCAACCCGGGCAAGGGCAACUACUGGACUCUGGACCCGGAAUCCGCCGAUAUGUUCGACAACGGCUCCUUCCUGCGCCGCAGAAAACGCUUCAAGCGCCAGCAGCAGCAGCUCCACCCGCAGCCGCCCGACCUCCUGCUGCGCGCCGCCGCUGCCGCUGCCCUCCCUGCGGCUUUCCUCCCCGGCUUCGCUUACGGACCUUACGGCUGCAACUACGGGCUCCAGCUGCAGAACUUCCCCCCACCACCCCCAUCACCCCCACCACCACCCCACGGCCGGAGGCGGGGCAGCGCGGAGGGCACUUUCCCCUUCCAGCCUCCGCCGUGCGCCCUGCCCGCGCCGCCUGGCCCCGCAGCCUCGGCGGCCGCCCCGUCGGUCUUCUCCGGCGGCCUCUCGUCCUUCCUGGGCGCCGAGCUGAGUUGCAGGAAAGCCUUCUACCCGGCCGGCCAGCUCAGCCCCACCGCCUCCCUGUUGCAGAGCCUUAAGACGGACCAGGGCGCCGGCGCCGGCAAUAGGCCUUCCUUUUCCAUAGACAACAUAAUCGGGGGCGGCGGCGGCGCGGCCCCUCCGCCGCCCAGUAGUGCGGCCAGCAGCGCGCCCGCUUCGCCUUUCCCGGCGGGCCACGGCGGGGGGCAGGCGCAGGUCUUGGCGAUGCUCUCCCCGGCGCUGACGCCCAUCCCGAGCCACUUGAACCUCACCCACGACUCGCUCCUGCAGGCCGGACAGAGCUUUGCCAAUAAACUCACAAACCUCAGCAGCUGCCCUUUUUGAAAGGCCGCCAGUCCCCGAGCCCCGAUGCCAGUCGACCCCCCUCCCCCUGUCCCCCCUGUCCCCUUCCUCCUAUUGUGUGUUCAAAGGUAGGAAUCCUUCCUUUCUUGAGACUGUUUGGCGUCUGGAUUGAUUCUGGGUCUUUCUUUCUCCCUGCCAAAUAGAGGUUGGGCUCUUUGAGGCCGGCCGGGAAGAUUUCACCAUUGUGCCCUCUUUGAAAAUACGUGUGGGGGUGGGUGGGGGGAGAAUUCCGGCAACUUCUACGAGUGAACUUCUACGAGGAGUAGUUUUCUACACUGCAAACCCCAAACUAUUCAGGUGGAAGCAAUCUCCAAGGGCUCCCUUAGGUCUUGCUUCCCUGAAAGUGUUUAGGGUCCAGGGGGGCAGAAUACAGCACCCAAGUCCGCCAAAUGCUGCCCUUGAGAGCCUGGCUGUAACUUCCGGGCAAGUCUCAUAACCUGCAAAGUUCCUCUGGAGAAAGUGUUCUGAACGUGGGAGUUUCUCAGCUCCCAGCAGUACUUCGGUUCAAGGGCCAAGCACUCUACUUGCAGACAUCCGAUCCCUGUUUACUCUGAAGCAAGUCCCACUUAAUUUGCCGGGACUUACCCCCCAAGGUUCAGGCCUUCGCUUGGAGUGGGCGGUGGAUCGGACUGCCCUUCACAAGAAAAAGUCCCUGAUAUUCUUUUAUCUCAAAUGGUCUGUGAAAAAAUUGGAGCAUUUCUUUUGAAUAUCCAUGUGGCAAGAUAAUAUUGGAGUCACGGUUCCCUAAAACGGGAAGGUCAGGUUAUAUAUAUAAUAAGGCAAGAUUUCAAGCGCACGAUGGCCAGAGAUCAGGAAGUCCUCCAUUACCCAGCCUCCCGCCUCUUCUCUCCGCCCCUUCAACGUGUGUGUUUCUUGUAAAUCUGGACUGAUUUGUGUGUGUGUGUGUGUAUCUUGUGCUACAGAGCCUGCUUUACCUUCCCCAGUAGCUGUGCACCCACUCUAUUUUAUUGAAAGAAUUGUGAAUAAUUUGAUGUGGAAAAGGCAACAUAAUUUUUGUCCACCUUUGGUGUAAAUUAAUAAAUGUUUGUGAACUCUUUUAAAAGAAA
Molecule: messenger RNA, 2782 nt
Organism: Sphaerodactylus townsendi
Lineage: Eukaryota; Metazoa; Chordata; Lepidosauria; Squamata; Sphaerodactylidae
Gene: FOXD2
Product: forkhead box D2
Biological process (GO): regulation of transcription by RNA polymerase II; cell differentiation; anatomical structure morphogenesis
Molecular function (GO): RNA polymerase II cis-regulatory region sequence-specific DNA binding; DNA-binding transcription factor activity, RNA polymerase II-specific
Source: RefSeq, a predicted model, not a curated record